Epinephelus lanceolatus (giant grouper) is the source of this 4960-nucleotide messenger RNA. The record is from RefSeq and is a predicted model, not a curated record. Lineage: Eukaryota; Metazoa; Chordata; Actinopteri; Perciformes; Serranidae.
UGUAACUGUGAGCCGCACAGCUGGAACAGGAGCAGAGGGCUGGCACGCGGUCCAGCUGCGACCAGAUGACUGAGCUCAGCUGCUCCUAACACGCCAACAACACAUCGCAUCCAUAAACUUGCUUCCGAGCGCGCCAGGAGAUGACUUGUGCGCACUGUAGGGUUAAUGUGCCGUAGGAAAGCCCCCGCAUAGCCCAUUCAGAGAGCAUCAACCCAGCAUCAACUCUGAGGAGGAAUCCGAGUGCAUCUUUUCUGAUGACUUCUUGGGUUUCGAUCAUCGGCGCCUCUCUCCGCAGGACCCCGUGUUCCCACUCCGUAGCCGAACAGGCGUUUUGAGUUCGGUACGUGGUGCUGGUGAUGUAACGCUUUGCAUCUCAGUGCUCACUCCACAAUUGUUCUCACUGUCGUCUCCUCUCCCAGAGCAUGGGACCCUUCAAACUCUAAAGUGAGAGGAAGAGAGUCAAACCAGAGAGAGAAAGAAACGAGGGGGAAAAACAGAGAGGAAAGCGACGAUGGAGUCCAUAUUGUCGGAGCAGUCAGCCGGAGUGGACGAGCUAGUGGAAGCAUGCAUCCAAGCCUUUGAUGAAAGGGGCACUUUGAAGGAUACCUCCUUGGUUCGCAUGUUUCUCAUGAUGCACCCUUGGUACAUCCCGUCAACCGACAUGGCGAAGAAGCUAGUGCUCAAAUCUCAAGAGGAGAGCUGCACUGCUGAGCGCCGAACAAGAAUAUGCCACCUUGUCAAGUACUGGAUCUCUGAGUUUCCAGCAGAGUUCAAUCUGAGUCCGGAGCUGGCUGACCAGAUCAAAGACUUUAAAGACCUCUUGACCACUGAGGGCAACGAGCGCCAGAGUCAGCUCAUUGACCUCGACAGUGUGCCGUCAUAUAAAUGGAAGCGACAGGUGACUCAGCGUGUCCCAUCAGUGUCCAAAAAGAGGAAAAUGUCCCUGCUGUUUGACCACCUUGACUCCUGUGAACUGGCUGAACACCUGACCUACCUGGAGUACAAAUCCUUCUGCAAGAUCUUGUUUCAGGACUACCACAGCUUUGUGAUGCACGGCUGCACAGUGGAUAACCCCAUCCUGGAGCGUUUCAUCACCCUUUUCAACAGCGUCUCCCAGUGGAUCCAGCUCAUGGUUCUCAGCAAGCCCACUGCCCCGCAGAGAGCCGCCGUCAUCUCCCACUUCAUCAGAGUGGCACAGAAGCUGCUGCAGUUGCAGAACUUCAACACACUGAUGGCUGUGGUGGGCGGCCUCAGCAACAGCUCCAUAUCUCGUCUCAAAGACACGCAAACCCACAUCAGCACAGAGACCAACAAGGUUUUUAACAACCUCAUUGAACUGGUCACAUCAUGUGGGAACUACAGUCAAUACCGCAAGCGCUUCUCGGAGUGCUCGGGCUUCCGAUUCCCCAUUCUCGGUGUGCACCUGAAAGACCUCAUAGCCGUGCACGUGGCGCUGCCAGACUGGGCCGACAAAGAGAAGACGCGGGUCAACCUGGCUAAGACCCAACAGCUGUAUGCCAUCCUGCAAGAGCUGGCACUGAUCCAGGCCACGCCGCCGAACAUCGACGCCAACACGGACCUGCUCAACCUGCUUACAGUAUCUCUGGACCAGUACCACACAGAGGAGGAGAUCUACCAGAUGUCUCUACAGAGAGAACCUCGCAAGCCAGCGCAGAACUCCAGCCCCGCCCCUGCGCCUGAACCCAAGCCCACCAUGAUCGAUGACUGGGCUGUGUCGGUGAAGCCCAACGCUGACCCGACGAUCAUCAAGAAACACAUAGAGAAGAUGGUGGAGUCGGUCUUCAAGAACUUUGACUCAGACGGUGACGGCCACAUCUCCAGGGAUGAAUUUGAAGCGAUCAGGAACAACUUCCCAUACCUCAGCAAGUUUGGAGAACUGGACAAAAACCAAGACGGGCAGAUCAGCAGAGAUGAAAUGAUAGACUACUUUAUGAAAGCCAGCUCUCUGCUUAACUGCAAGAUGGGCUUCAUCCACACUUUCACUGAGGCCACCUACGUCAAGCCCACGUUCUGCGAGCACUGCGCCGGCUUUAUAUGGGGCUUCUACAAGCAAGGCUACAAGUGUAAAGCCUGUGGGGUUAACUGCCACAAAGCCUGCCGAAGCCGCCUGGCUGUGGAGUGCCGUAAGAGGACAAAGAGCAUUAGCCACGAAACUCCGCCAGCCCUACAGGCCAGAUCCUACAGCUUCCCUCCACCUGCUAACACCCCGCCAAGCCUGCAGAGCACAGUAAUUGCUGAAGAGGACAUAGAGACAGUGGAGGAGGGAGUGUUUGAUGUCCACCUAUAACCAGCUCUCUAUUUCAGAAUCCCUCCUACGGUCGGUGUGCAAGAAGCCAAACGAGCGACUGUCGGGAGCCAGACACAGAAUGUGCUACAGUAUGUCAGUUCAACAACCCUCAACACUGAUGAGAAAUUGCACUGAACACAAGCCAGGAUACCUACAUGCUGCCACACAGUGGACACAUACCGCAACGACAACACCAACUAACUCACAUGAAUGUGACAACCAAUGUGAAUGGAAUGUCUUUGUAUAAUUUCUAUGUACAAUUUCUGCAUUUUGAUUAUAUGUUGGCCCAGAGUGUUGCUGUAAAACUUACUAUAUAUAUAUAUAUAUAUAUAUAUGAAAAAAAAAUCCAUAAAAUUGUAUUUCUUGGUGGAAUGUUAAAGUCAGUGGAGUUGAUAAUUUGAGCGCACUUUGCUGCAAAUUGGAAUGGCUGUCUAUUUUUUUUUUCUUUAAAACAUAAAAGAGGUGCUGUUAUUGCCAAGAAUGUAAACUUGCCACCCAGACAAAGCUACCGUGUUCUUUGUCUGACAAGCUCCGCUGUUUAUUGUUUAUCAUCUUGUUUUGAAAUACAUUUCAAUGGACCAAUAAUAGGACCAAUUUCGAUGUCAGAUAAAAUAUUGUUGAUUCGUGGUGCCCGUCUGAAGCAUGAUGACAACAGCAACCGUUUGGCCAACAAAAGAAACGACUGUGUGGACAGUUAUAAUUAGGAUGGACUUUGAACAAUGUUAUAUUUUUGUCAUGUUUACCUGAAUAUCAGUAACUGUCCUGUAGUUAUUGCUGUGGUGAUGUUUUCAGUAUACAGUACUGUCUUGUACCAGUGCACUGACAGAUGAGCUCUCCUUUUGCAGUACUGUGAAUGUAGCACAAACAGUGAAAUACUGCUGUCAGAUGAAGAUCUCAUUUUCCCCAAUAAAGGCUGUAUGUUGACAGCAGAGAGCAGGAGGCUGGCUAACUUCCCACUGAUUCUUCUAUCAGUUUUUGAAUGGUUUCUGGAGUUCUGACAGUACAGAUAAUCAAAAGAAUAAUACCCAAACGGAAGCUUUUCAUUUGACAGCAGUGUGUAAAUUGUAUAUUAUUUCCCUGAAGAUCUGUUUUGAUGCAAGUUGUAUUUUGCUGUUUUUAAUCCUGCAUGCUUCUCCCACCAUAACUCUAUAUUCUGGACAGAGAUCGAGGAUUUUUUUUUAUGCUUCAAUGUAGCACGCCAAGUUAGCAUUUAUUGAGGAAACAUGAAGUAUUGAACUUCCAGACAGAGGAAAUGUUUCUGUUGCUUUGUGCCUGUGCAGAGAUGAAUUCACACUCGAGUGCCAUAUUGUUAAGUGCUGGUUUGUCAUUGAAUGAGACUCUUCCUGUUGCUGGUAUUUAUUUUUCUGUAUAAAUAGCUAAAUAGCUGCCGGUCCUUCUGUGUCGCCGCCUGCCUGACGAAAGAUGUUUGUUGUCAUUCUGUGAAUGAAUCUUUCAGACUGAUGUCAUGUUACUUCUUGUGGUCCCCAGACGAUUCCCAAGUAUUAAAUGCAGCAGGCAUCACUAAUAUGUGUUCUGGUUUAGAAAAAGGGUUUGUCUUGCCUCUCUUAAAUGGAACGCUUUAGUCCUUAUAAAUCAACACUUGUAUUGCAGUUCACUAGCAGCUGCUUUGAUCUAGAAAUACAGUCUGUUUGACUUACAUUUCUGUUAAAGGAAUAUUUCACCCGCAAAAUGACCAUUAGUUACUCACUGCGUUAUCUUGAAUUUGUGAAGAAAAUUAUGUUUUUCUGGCAUGCCUUUACGUUGAAUGGAUAAUCCAAAAAAUUCUUCAUGACUUGAAGUAAUCAGGGUCUGCAUGUAACAACAGCAAAAACUGUAUCAAAACAUCUUUUACAAAGUCUCACACAACCCGGGCUGUACACUCCAAGUCUCCUCAUUUACUGGAUUCUCCGUUCACCGUGGAGGCAUGUGAGAAAAACAAAGUUGUCUUCAUGCAUAACUGAUUGAUAAUUUUGCAGGUUAAGUAUUCCUAUAAUACUGGUCAUUUUCAGGUGAAAGCUAACAAUUUUAUAUGAUUUUAAUAUUUUCAACUUGAAUAACUCAUGUGUAAUGCUGCAUUCACACUACAUGCAACAACGCAACAGCGUAACCAGCUACAUCACUGCAGAGUCGCAGAGUGUUGCUUAAGUGCUCAUAAGCGCAAUGGUAGUUACAGUACAUUAUCAUGUGUCUACAACUUGCCACACUGUCAUCUAAAGUUUGUAUUCAGUCAUAAAAAUAUCUGUGCUUGUGAUCAUCUCCAUUUUAACAUCACAUUCCGCAGCCUUAUUGCAUCGCCGUGGUCACUGCAAUACAUGGAAAGCUAGGGCAGCGUUAGCUAACUGAGCUAAAUAAGACAGUACCAUGUAUUAUUAUACAUCUAUGAGUACCACAGCUAGAAGCAACGAUAUAUGAUUGGUUGAAAAAAGUUGAGGCUGGCUCAGUUUUCAUUUGUUAGCAGUGACGUGUUAAGCAUCAGUUUGUAGCUUCAUGUCACCAGCUUUCACUGAAAAUGGUUGGUAACCUGUUGCAUUGUCGCCUGUUUCGUGAACACAGCAAAAGACUUAAAGGGAUACUGUUGCCAAUUUUCAACCAGUUUUGUAUCACUACAUUGUGGGUAGUAUGCAUAAAUGAACUGUGGUAAACUUCCCACCA